This is a messenger RNA of Myxocyprinus asiaticus (Chinese sucker), 12336 nucleotides long. Its product is annotated as adenylate cyclase type 2-like. Gene Ontology annotation, cellular component: plasma membrane. Gene Ontology annotation, biological process: intracellular signal transduction; adenylate cyclase-activating G protein-coupled receptor signaling pathway; cAMP biosynthetic process. The record is from RefSeq and is a predicted model, not a curated record. The coding region runs from base 4683 to 7814 and encodes 1043 amino acids. Gene Ontology annotation, molecular function: adenylate cyclase activity. NCBI's taxonomy places the organism in Eukaryota, Metazoa, Chordata, Actinopteri, Cypriniformes, Catostomidae. The transcript has 27 exons.
GCUGAACGAGCUGAAGUUGAAACAGGAAGCACUGUACAGGAAAUUUUCUGGUAUUAGCCAAUACCAGCCCUUUGUUCUGUUGCUGGGACUGAGCAUGUUCACAUGUGCAACACUGCUAGUGCUCUUCUUCAGCCUGGGACUGGUGAGAUGCCACAUUUAGGUUCUCCCUCUUUCUCACUCACAAAUGCACACACUGACACACACAUAUACUGUAAAUAUGUACACUUACACAUGCUCUGAAGACUAAAGUCAAACACCCACCAGCUUAAGUGCAUGCUGUCCCUCAAAAUUAGGAUACAAUUUACUAUGAGAUCGCUGCUUUCUGAUCCAAGCGUCCUCAGCUGCCCUGCUGAUGACUGAAGCAGCUUCUCUUACAUAAGCCUGCGGCAAUUGAGAUGCCGAUCCUCUGUAGUACCCUGAUGAAUUGCAUAAUCUGCGCCAUGAUGAUCAAAAUGCCGGAAAUCUAAAAGGAACUGGCAGUAUCAGUGACAGGAUGUUGUGUGUUUUAAUUGUUGCAACUACCAGUUUGUGCCAGGUCCAUCAGAAUAGCUUUUUCUUAAGCAGCAUAUCGGUUGAUAUUCUCUCUGUGUCCUCUUAUUGCCACUUUCUCAUCCAGCUCUUCUGUCUAUGUUGGGUGCACAGCACACAAACCCACAUACACACACUUUCUCUUGAGUGAGCUGGUUGUGGCCCAGAACGUGCCUUCCAUACUGCUAUUGAUAAUUUCUCUAGCACAUAACCACUAUACCAUCUGUGUGAACUUCUGUAACCUCCUCCCUCAAACACCAACCAGCUGUGGGAGGAACAGAAUAAGGCCAAGGUGGCUCUGUGUGUGUGGGAAUGUUGUUUUACUAUCAUUCACAAAGUCCGUAGGAUGAUGUAUGUGUGUGUGUAUGUAUCUGUGCUUCAUUUGAAAGAACAAGCAGUGAAGUAGUAUCUUAGUGGUAAUUCAGAGUGGUUUAAGAGGAGUUGAUGUAUUGGUUGAACGAUAGUGGAGGACUCAAUGCAGUGAGUGUGUAUACAGGUGAGUGGCUGGGUCUACCUGACAUGGUGUACUGCCCACACAGGUGGUGACUUCUAGUCUGAUAGUGUCAUAUAAUCAUUGUGCUCUGCCUUUUUUUUUUAACUGUAUCAUCUAGACCAGUGGUUCUCAACCUUUUUGACUCCAGGGCUCCCCACUGUCAGAGAAAAUAUUUGAAAACCCCGCAUAUAGGCUAUUAGAUAUUUAUAAUAUAAUAUAUAUUAUAUUAUAAGAUAUUUCCUUAAAACAUGUGAUUCCAUAAAUGUCUAGACCUGUAUAUUCUUCAUAAAAAGCAAGCUUUUUAAGGGAGUUAUUAAAUUUGUUUGCAUUUUCAGUAAGUUUAAUUAUAAUAAUGAUAUAUAAAAAUUAUAAUAAUCUGUUAUAUUUUAAAUAAUUUUUGAGGCCCCCAGUGAGGCUCACUAAAUUUAUUUUGUUGGCUGUAAAGAUUGAUAAUUUACUGCGUAACUCACCACAUUCUAAGAUUAGCCCCAAGUCACAACUAUCAGUCCAUAGUCAAGUCCAGGCAUGCCCUGAAGCUCCUGAACCUAUGCAGAUCGCCUAUACAAGAGUUUCUGUUGAAAAACGCGAUCGUCAUCAUAAGGAGGGACUGUGCUACUACUGUGGUGAAAGGAGUCACCAAAACUCUGCAUGCCCUCACAAAGGCAAGAAAUAUAAAAACUCAAGAACAAAAGGUCUGCAGUUAAUUUGAUUCACCAAGAUCUUGUACAAGAACUCCAUAUCCCAACAGUACCUUGCAUACCCACCAUUAACAUCACUGCUGUGCAUAAUGCACCCAUAGGCACAGGCAUCACUCACCAAACUGUUCCAGUGACACUACGAAUUGGAUUAUUUCACAAAGAAACCAUAUCUUUUUAUGUCAUCAACACUCCCAAGCAUAUUCCAUCCUGGGUCAUCCAUGGCUGGCUGUCCAUGAUCCCAUCGUUUCUUGGAACCAGGGUGAGUUAAAACAAUGGUCAGACUAUUGCCAUUCAAAUUGCCGUCCAUGUCACAGUUACCAUGCCAUUUUUUACUACUAGCAUCGAAAGUCCUGAGAUUCUAGCUCAAAUCAAAAUCCCCAAAGAAUAUUCAGAAUUUUCUGAAGUAUUAACAAGAUCAAGGCAGCUUAAUUACCUCCUCAUCGUCCAUGGGACUGCACUAUUGAGUUACUGUCCAACAUGGCACCUCCCAGGAGCAAAGCCUAUCCAUUAUCAAGACCUGAAACCUUGGCUAUGGAAACCUACGUCAAGGAGGCUCUAGCUGCAGGUUUUAUUAGUCCUUCCAUCUCACCAGCUGCAGCAUGCUUUUUAUUUGUUGAGAAAAAUGAUGGAGGGCUCCGUCCAUGUAUUGACUACCGAGGGCUGAACACUGUAACAAUCAAAUACAGGUACCCACUCCCUCUUGUUCCAUCUGUCCUAGAACAACUACGUGAAGCACGUAUCUACACUAAACUUGAUCUGAGAAGUGCUUACAAUCUCAUUCGUAUUAGAGAAGGAGACGAGUGGAAAACCGCAUUCAUCACCACUAGGGGGCACUAUGAGUACCAGGUGAUGUCUUAUGGCCUGGCCAACGCACCAGCUGUGUUCCAAUCGUUCAUUAACAAGAUUUUCAGAGACCUCAACAAGUGUGUCAUCGCCUACAUCGACAACAUACUUAUCUACUCCAAAAAUAAAGCACAACACAUUAAAGAUGUCAAGAUGGUCCUUUCAUGCCUACAGAAACAUCAACUCUAUGUGAAAGCAGAAAAAUGUGAGUUCCACACUACCCAGACAACAUUCUUGGGGUAUAUAAUCAGUCAUAGGGGUGUCAAGAUGGAUAACUCCAAGAUCCAGGCAGUCACGGAAUGGCCAAGACCCAAUACUGUUAAGGAGCUACAACAUUUUCUGGGCUUUUCGAACUUCUGCAGGAGGUGUAUCCACAACUACAGUCUCAUCUCUGCCCCUUUAACAUCAUUGCUCAAAGGGAAACCAUUCAAAUUACCAUGGAGUGACUCUGCUCAAAAGGCCUUCGAAACCCUCAAGACAAGUUUCACGACCACCCCCAUUCUCAAGCACCCCGAUCCUAACCAAAUGUUCAUUAUGGAGGUGGAUGCAUCAGACUGCAGCAUCAGGGCGGUUCUCUCUCAGUGCCACGGUAACCCUGGAAAACUUUAUCCAUGUGCUUUCUUUUCAUGUAAACUAAAUUCAGCUGAAAGGAACUAUGAUGUUGGAAACAAAGAGCUACUCUCCAUGAAGGCUGUGUUAGAAGAAUAGUGCCACUGGCUUGAAGGAUCUGUCCAUCCAUUCCAAGUAAUCACAGACAAUAAAAACCUUGAAUACAUAAGUGAGCAAAACGACUCAAUCCAAGACAAGCCUGACGUUCACUCUUCUUCACAAGAUUUCAAUUCACAGUCACCUACCGCCCUGGCAGUAAGAACUGCAAGGCUGAUGCUCUUUCCCGUCGCUAUGAUCCUUCUCACAACAUACCUCAAAAUGUAUCCAUAUUACCACCUUCAGUCAUCAUCGCACCCGUAAGCUGGGACAUCAUGGAAGAAAUCCAAAGAGCCCAACAGACAGACCCUGCACCACCAGAAUGCCCCCCAACUAAACAGUAUGUACCACACACUCUACGCCAGAGAACGAUCCAAUGGAUCCAUACCUCCCUCAGCACUGGACACCCUGGCAUCCAGAGGAUGAUAAACCUGGUACGUAACUCAUUCUGGUGGCCUUCACUCAUAAAUGAUGUCACUGCAUAUGUUAAGGCAUGUCAAGUUUGUACACAGUCAAAAAAACCCAGAGAACUGCCAGCCGGCCUUCUACAGCCACUGCCUAUCCCUCAGAGACCCUGGUCCCACCUGUCCGUCGACUUCAUCACAGAUCUGCCAAAUUCCAAUGGGUAUACUACCAUCUUUGUUAUCAUUGAUCGUUUCUCUAAGUCAUGCAGACGAAUCCCCUUGAAAGGUCUAUUCACUGCCAUGGAGACCGCUAAUGCUCUCUUCCACCAAGUUUUCAGGAUCUAUGGUUUGCCAGAAGACAUAGUGUCUGAUUGGGGACCGCAGUUUACCUCCAGAGUCUGGCAGGCCUUCUGCAAGCAGCUAGACAUCAACGUCAGCCUCACGUCUGGUUAUCAUCCUCAAGCAAACGGACAGGUGGAGAGGCUGAACCAGGAGAUAUCUCAGGUCGUACUGCAGUCGUGAACAACAGAAAUGGAGCGACUUCCUCCCAUGGGCGGAAUAUGCUCAGAACUCCCUCACUCACUCCUCUACUGGACUCACUCCCUUCCAAUGUGUGCUGGGCUACCAAUCUCCUAUGUUCCCAUGGUCAGGUGAACCCUCUACGGUGCCAGCGGUGGAUGAUUGGAUCAGGCAGAGCGAGCAGGUGUGGAACAAUGUGCACGUCAGACUGCAGCAGGACAUCCAGGCCCAACAAAUCCAAGCUGAUCGACGGAGGCGUUCCCACCCCGACAACCAGCCUGGUCAGAGGGUCUGGUUAUCUACACGUGAUCUCAAGUUGCGGCUACCCUGCAGGAAGCUCAGCCCCAGAACCACGGAUCCUGAGCCUCCUCCAUUGGAGAUCGACGGAUCUCCUGCUUUAAUGGGGUGUCUGAAAUGAAUGAGGCUGGUAUUCAUUCAUCCGACUGCCAGAGGGGGCCCUCUUCCAAAUACUAACAUUGAACUGUUUCUUCUAUGAAAACAAGGGAGCAUGCUGCAUUUGUGGGUGUUGUGGGAGGAGCGUUCUGCUUGUUCCUGGCUGUGUUUAUAUUAGUGUGUACAGAGACCCUCUCCCAGAGAUGGAGAACUUUGCUCGGUCUGGCUGUGUGGGCCACACAUCUCACAAUGGGCUUCACCUUUAUUUUCAGCACAAACCAAAUACAACCAUGGGACCAGGUGCCCAUCUUCCUCUUCAUCAUCAUUACAGUCUACACCAUGCUGCCAUUCCAAAUGAGCUAUGCUGUAACUCUGAGUAUCAUCUCCUCUCUGUCUCACAUCAUUGUUCUAUCAGUGCACCUCGCUGUGGUCAAGAGCCACCCUAGACACCUCAUCACCAAUCAGUUGUUGUCAAAUGCAGUAGUGUUUGUUUGUGGAAGCGUGGUUGGGGCAUUUCAUAAGGUUCUGAUGGAAAAAGCACUCAGGCAGACAUUUCAGGAUACUCUCCGCUGCCUUGGCAUUCGCAUGAAACUGGAGAUCGAGAAGAGACAGCAGGAAAACCUGUUGCAGUCAGUGCUCCCUGUGUACAUCUCCAUGAAGAUGAAGUUGGCCAUAAUGGAACGCUGUAAGUGUAAAGAUAAAGAGGAACAGCAACGUAUUGUCCGAGAUAACAACUUCCACAGCCUUUAUGUGAAGAGACAUGAAAACGUCAGUAUCCUGUAUGCUGACAUUGUGGGUUUUACACGUUUGGCCAGUGACUGUUCUCCCAAGGAGCUUGUGAUCAUGCUGAAUGAACUUUUUGGGAAAUUUGACCAGAUUGCAAAAGAGAAUGAGUGUAUGCGAAUAAAAAUUCUUGGUGACUGUUAUUACUGUGUGUCCGGCCUCCCUGUUUCUCUACCAAAACAUGCCAAAAACUGUGUUAAAAUGGGCCUGGACAUGUGCGAAGCUAUCAAGCAGGUGCGUGAGGCAACAGGUGUGGAUAUAAACAUGCGAGUUGGUGUGCACUCCGGAAAUGUCCUCUGUGGUGUUAUUGGCUUACAGAAGUGGCAGUUUGAUGUGUGGUCACAUGAUGUCACUUUAGCAAAUCAUAUGGAGUCUGGGGGGUUACCAGGCCGAGUUCACAUCACAGAGGCGACUCUGAAGCACUUGAACAAAGCGUAUGAGGUAGAGGAGGGAAAUGGAAACCUGAGAGACCCCUACCUUAAAGAGCUCAACAUCAAGACUUACCUGGUCAUAGACCCACGGUCAAAAGACCAAUCGCUGAUGGCUCCUAGUGUUACUAAGCCUCGAGUGAGUGACGGUUUGAAGAUGCGAGCAUCUGUGCGUAUGACGCGCUUUCUGGAGUCGUGGGGGGCCGUCAAACCUUUCGCCCACCUGCAGAGCCGAGAGGAAUUCAGCACAGAUGCCAUGGUCAAUGGCAAGGGUCGUUGCAAGGACUUCCCUCUUAGAUCAGUAUCGACAAAAAUUGCAGAGAGGUAUAAAUCUCAGAAGACAAAGUUUGAUGAAGAACUGCACGACAAGAUGACCACCACCAUCAACGAUCUGAGCUCAAGCAAGCAGUGGGUGAAGUCUGAAGAGAUCUCUGGCCUCACACUGUGGUUUACUAAAAGAGAUCUGGAAAAGCAGUACAGGACUAUAGAGAUGCCAAGCUUUAAAUACUACAUUGGUUGUGCCACCUUCAUCUUCAUUUGCAUCUUCAUCAUCCAGAUGUUUGUGACCAAGCACCGUAAAAAGCUGGGACUCACAUUUGGAGUAUUGGCAUGUGUUCUGCUCUUGACCUUGUGCAUCUGUUUUGCCGGGCAUUUUCAGAGGAUGUUUCCUGAGAAGUUGAAGUCAUGUACAUGGUUGUCUGCACUAUCUAAAGCAGUGGUUAAGAGACCUUUUGUGCGCCUUCCUUUGGCAACUAUUGCUACCACAGUCAUAGUCAUCAUCGCCAUGUUCGACUUGUAUUUAAAAAAUCCAGGGAAUUUAUGUGACUUGCGGCAAAAUAACAUCAGCAUUCCUGAUUCUUUUAAAGAUGACCUUCCGUAUUUGCCUUACUCAGUGUAUAAUUGUAUAUUGGCAUUGAUUGCCUGUGGCGUGUUUUUGAGGGUGAGUUUGGAGCUGAAGGUGGCCUUCCUCUUCAUUGUUUCUACUGUGUACUACAUCAUCAUCUUCUACUCACAGGAUAAUCUGUUCAAUUGCUACAGCUACUUGCUCUACGCCAACCACAGCUGUGUGGAGGACGAUCUGAAGCUGUGCAAAUCAGGACUUAUGAAGCACCCACAAUGCAUGAGCUGCAUUUACAUCACACUCUUCCUCUUUACAAUGCUGCUCAUAUCCCGCCAGAAUGAGUACUGCUGUCGUCAGGAUUUUCUGUUGAAGAACAAGAAUCUGGCUGAUAAGGAAGAAGUUGAGCUAUGCGAAAACUUGAACCGUCUCCUUUUGGAGAACGUUCUCCCUGCACAUGUGGCUGCGCUCUUCGUGGGCGAGAACAAAAAGAAUGAGGUGGGGCUGCGGUCCACUAUUCCUUUACUAAACAAGAAAUACAAGGACCUGUACUAUAAAUCGUAUGACUGUGUAUGUGUGAUGUUUGCCUCUGUGCCAGACUUCAAAGAGUUCUACACAGAGUGUGAUAUCAAUAAAGAAGGACUUGAGUGUUUGAGGCUUCUCAAUGAGAUCAUUGCUGACUUUGAUGAGUUGCUGUCUAAGCCCAAAUUUAGUGGUGUGGAGAAGAUUAAAACUAUUGGCAGCACAUACAUGGCUGCUGCAGGCCUGAGUGGACCUCCUGAGCAGACCAGCCAGGAUCGGGAGAGGCAGCAUGCACAGAUAGGGAACAUGGUGGAGUUUGCCAUUGCUCUGAUUGGCAAGCUGGAUGGCAUCAACAGACACUCAUUCAACACAUUCAGGCUUCGCGUGGGUAUAAACCAUGGCCCAGUGAUUGCUGGGGUGAUUGGGGCCAGGAAACCACAGUAUGACAUCUGGGGAAACACUGUGAAUGUGGCCAGCCGAAUGGAAAGCACAGGGGAACUUGGCAAAAUACAGGUGACGGAAGAGACGUCAGAUGUGCUGCAGAAACUGGGUUACUCAUGUGAGUGCCGUGGCCUGAUAAAUGUGAAGGGGAAAGGAGAGCUCAAAACCUUCUUUGUGUGCACAGAUUCCAGCAAACAGCAAGGAAUUGGUCUGAGCUGAGACUGAAGCCUCAGUCCUCAAAACCAUUGGCACAUUCAUACACACACACAGACUCUGGACUUAUAUGCGAUCUAUUUGUUUUGUUAAAGUAUUUUUUAUUGCUACUGGACAUGUUCCUUUAGAGCAUGUAGAAAGAACUGCACAUUCUUUAUUACUCUGAAAUGUUUGUGUUUUGAUAGCAUUCGGAGACCUGAAACUGAGAUGACCAACAUUUUACAACAUACACAUACAGAACGUAUCUUACACAAACACAAGCUGAAUCUUAUGGGAAAUGGAACACAGACAAUGGGUAACUGAGUUCACUGAAGGAAAACUCAGUCAUUCUUAGUAUUGCUCUUAGAAUUUCUGGGUACUGCUGUCACUGAGCCCUUGAUCCACUUGGAUUUAGACUUAUUUGGGAUGACUGAGCUGGUCUGUCACACACACACACACACACACACACACACACACACACACACACUCAUAUGAGACUCACAGGUGGAGGGACCAACACAUGACCCACAUAAACCCACCAUCACAGAUGAGCAGAUUUCUUGAAUCCUUUUAAAUCAUGGUGUGUUUUAAGCCAAAUAUUCCCAUGCUGGUCUCUCUCACAUUGAAUUGCUGUGGCCUUUGAGUUUAGUGAAUGUGGAUGUUGGAGGCCUUCCCUAGCUUCAAAUAUGUUACAGAUGAAACUAUUAAGGAAUGUUUAUCUACAUAAACUAGAAAAAAUUUACAUCACUGAAGCAUAUUCAAUUAUGGCAAAAUGUGUACUUGCAUUGCUUUUCCAUUUAACUGAAAUAAAUCAUCUCCUUAAUCUUUAAUCUUGAAUAUUGACCAAAAGGCUUUUUGGGCACUUCCUUCUAAAGUUGUACAUUUGCUGUUUGCUGCACUUCGGCUGCAUCGUGCCAUGCGUUUUAUGUCACAGUGUUGCUAAUUGAUUUGCUCAACUGUCUCCUUCUGUUCAUUGAGACUGCUUAGUGGAAGUGGGAAGUAUUUGUGUUUGAUGAAGCCAUAGGCAUAAAUGUUCAAAUGAGAUUUUUAUGAUUAUCCUGUGCCUCUUUGUUUUGAGCCCUCUUGGUGAACAUUACAGUCUGACUGAAUUUAUGUCAUGGAGAUUCUGUGGUGCCUUUCUGUACCUGUCUGCAAUGUUUGUCAGGAACAUGCCUGCCAUCACCUCUAUUUUGUAUGCAAUGUAACAGAAUAAAGACCCCUUCACCCCCCCUUGGAUGUUUUUAUAUUUUUAUGGUUUUUAAAUAUUAAAUCAUAGUGAAAUUAAUUAGGCUUUUUUGACACUGAUCAACAGAAAAAAAGACUUUCAUAUCAAAAUCAAAACACAUUUCUACCAAUUAGUCUAAAUUUAUAACAAAUAUUAAACACAAAAUACUUGGUUGCAUAACUAUUCACGCCCUUCAAGUUAGUAUUUAGUAGAUGCACCUUUGGCAGCAAUUGUGUGGAUAGAUCUUUAUCAACUUGGCACAUGUGGACACUGCAAUUUUUCCCCAUUCUUCUUUGCAAAAUUGCUCAAGCUCUAACAGGUUGUGUGGGUAUCAUGAGUGCACAGCCUUUUUUAAGUCCAUCCAUAGAUUUUCAAUUGGGUUGAGGUCUGGACUCUGACUCGGCCACUCCAAUACAUUAACAGUUUUGUUUUUUUGUUUUUUAAACCAUUCUUGUGCAGCUUUGGCUGUAUGCAUGGGAUCAUUGUCUUGCUGGAAAACAAAUCUUCUCCCAAUUCUCAGUUCUCUUGCAGACUGCUUCAGGUUUUCCUCCAGAAUUUCCCUGUAUUUUGCAGCAUUCAUUUUACCCUUUACCGUUACAAGCCUUCCAGAGCCUGAUGCAGAGAAACAUCCCCACAGCAUGAUGCUACCUACCAACACCAUGCUUCACAGUGGGGAUGGUGUAUUUUUUAUUAUGUGCUGUGUUUGGUUCACGCCAAACAUAGCAUCUGGUUUGAUGGGCAAAAAGCUUCAUUUUGGUCUCAUUAGACCAUAGAAUCUUCUUCCAACUGACUUCAGAGUCUUCCACAUCCCUUCUGGAAACUCUAGCCGAGAUUUCAUAUGGGUUUUUUUUUUUUUUUUCAAUCUCCCAUAAAGCUGUGACUGAUGAAGAACCUGGGCAACAGUUGUUGUAUGCACAGUCUCUCCCAUCUCAGCCACUGAAGCUUGUAAGUCCUUCAGAGGAGUCAUAAGUCUUUUGUUGGCCUCCCUUACUAGUCCCCUUCUUGCAGUCACUCAGUUUUUGAGGACGGCCUUCUCUGGGCAGAUUUACUGCUGUGCCAUACUUUUUCCAUUUCUUAAUUAUUGACUUUAUAGUACUCCAAGGGAUAUUCAGGGACUUGGAAAUGUUCUUGUAUCCAUCCCCUGAUAUAUGUUUAUCAAUAACCUUUUCACGGAUAUGCUUGGAGUGUUCUUUUGUCUUCAUGGUGUUGUUUUUCCCAAGAUGCUGACUCACCAGUAAGUGGACAUUCCAGAGCCAGGUGUAUUCAUACUAAAAUCACUUAAAACACCUUGACUGCGCAUAAGUGAUCUCCAUUUAAUUAACUGAGUGAAUUUCAAAACCAGGUGGUUGUACAGUGAUCAUUUACAGCUUGGGUCAAACGUUUUGGGUAGCCUUCCACAUGCUUCUCACAAUAAGUUGCUGGAAUUUUGGCCCAUUCCUUCAGACAGAACUGGUGUAACAGUCAGGUUUGUAGGCCUCCUUGCUUGCACACACUUUUUCAGUUCUGCCCACAAAUUUUCUGUUGCACUGUGGUCAGGGCUUUGUGAUGGCCAUUCCAAUACCUUGUCUUUGUUGUCCUUAAGCUAUUUUGCCACAACUUUGGAGGUAUGCUUGGGGUCAUUGUCCAUUUGGCAGACCCAUUUGCGACCGAGCUUUGACUUCCUGGCUGAUGUCUUGAGAUUUUGCUUCAAUAUAUCCACAUAAUUUUCCUUCCUCAUGAUGCCAUCUAUUUUGUGAAGUGCACCGGUCCCUCCUGCAGCAAAGCACCCCCACAACAUGAUGCUGCUUCCCCCAUGCUUCACGGUUGGGAUGGUGUUCUUCGGCUUGCAAGCCUCACCCUUUCUCUUCCAAACAUAACGAUGGACAUUAUUGUCAAACAGUUACAUUUUUGUUUCAUUAGACCAGAGGACAUUUCUCCAAAAAGUAAGAUCUUUGUCCCCAUGUGCACUUGCGAACUGUAGUCUGGCUUUUUUAUGGCGGUUUUGGAGCAGUGGCUUCUUCCUUGCUGAGCAGCCUUUCAGGUUAUGUGAUAUAGGACUUGUUUUACUGUGGACACAGAUACUUGUCUACCUGUUUCCUCCAGCAUCUUCACAAAGUCCUUUGCUGUUGUUCUGGGAUUGAUUUGCACUUUUUGCAGCAAACGACGUUCAUCUCUAGGAGACAGAAUGCGUCUCCUUCCUGAGCAGUAUGAUGGCUGCGUGGUCCCAUGGUGUUUAUACUUGCGUACUAUUGUUUUUUACAGAUGAAUGUGGUACCUUCAGGCAUUUGAAAACUGCUCCGAAGAAUGAACCAGACUUGUGGAGGUCCACAAUGUUUUUUCUAAGGUCUUGGCUGAUUUAUUUUGAUUUUCAUAUGAUGUCAAGCAAAGAGGCACUGAGUUUGAACGUAGACCUUAAAAUACACUCACAGGUACACCUCCAAUUCAGUACACCUCCUAUCAGAAGCUAAUUGUCUAAAGGCUUGACAUAGCUGCUCAAAGGCCCAGUUAAUCUGUCUGUGAACAAUUGUUGCAAAAAUGACUUGUGUCAUGCACAAAGUAGAUGUCCUAAAUGACUUGCCAAAACUAUAGUUUGCAAAUAUUAAAUCUGUGGAGUGGUUAAAAAAUGAGUUUUAAUGAUUUCAAUCUAAGUGUAUGUAAACUUCUGACUUCAACUGUAUGUGAGUUGCAUUAAAGGGGGUGAAUACUUAUGCAAUCAAUUAUUUUGUGUUUAAUAUUUGUUAUAAAUGUGUUUUGACUUUUUCAUAUGAAAGUCUUUUUCUGUUAAUCAGUGUCAAAAAAGCAUAAUUAAGUUUACUAUGAUUCAAUAUUUAAAAACAAUAAAAUAUAAAAACAUACAAAUACUUUUUAUAGGCUCAGCAUGCUUCCUAUGGCCAAGGUUGUUGUGAGAAAUUCUUACCUAUAACAUAAACCCAAGAAUCAGGCAAGACAUAGACACUCUGGUCACAAGUCUUUUCAUACCUUGGUGAGUGUGGUUCAAAUGCAUUUUGCAGAGUGAGACUGUUCGUGUGGCACUUGCCAGCUAAGCUUGUUCUUUGGCCAUUUAAAUUGAGAAAAUAUUAUUUUAAGUCAUGAGAGCAUUCAAAAAAUACAAGAACAAACAUUUCCCAGUGCUGGACAAGAGUUGUCUACUGAUGAUCUGAGACUUGAAGCAUUACUUUUUAAUUUAAAGCUGUAUUUGCAAAUAUUUGUCAGUGAUUUCAUAUAAAUCUUACAUUGCGUUUCAUGAAGGGUGAUAACAAUUACCAAUGAUUUCUCUGUAAACAACAUAAUAAGCCUUAUGUUUGGCUUAAUAUAAAAUAGUCUGUGCCGAUGUAUGUAAUAACA